AUGGUAGGAAGUGACGAUGGAUCAGGAAGUGAACAGGAGGAAUGGACUGGACAAGAGCUGAACUCCUCACGGGAUGAGAGUGUUAAAUAUGAAGAGAGUGAGCUAGCCGUUACUGAGGACGGCAUCUCGACUGUCAUUUUCGGGGUUAAAGAAAAUCAUGCCAGAAAGUGUAUCAACUGUCUAACUUGUGGCCAGAGGUUCCGUAGUAGACGCACCCUAAUGAAGCAUCGACGGGCUAAUCACGCUAAAAAUAAAACCGAAUCUGAAGUCAAAGAAAAGUUUUAUAUUUGCUCAAUUUGUGGGGAGAAGUUUCUUAAAAUGGGUCUCCUUUUGCGCCAUCGAGUCAUACACACUAAGGAGAAUCCAGAAGGGAGGUUUGUGUGCCAACAGUGUGGAAAGGGCUUCCCCCAUCAAGCUUUUUUGAAAGCUCACCAGAAAGUUCACGAGGAUGCGGAGUCGACCAUGCCGUUCACAUGCCACUUAUGUCCCAGACGUUUCGGCUACAAAGUUGCUCUCGUUGCUCACAUGAAACAUCACUCAUCCAAACUCACAUGCAUCUGCCCCAUCUGUGAAAAGAGCUAUCAGUACAGAGGUUCCCUCAUUCAGCAUCUCAAAUCAUCUCAUGCUGGAGAGAAACUCUUGUGUAAGACCUGUGAUAAGGGUUUCCUAAGAGUCAACGGCUACGUCAAACACAUGGACAAACACAACGUGAUGACCCCGUUCUACUGCGACAUCUGCAAAAUUUAUUUUUCACAGCGAGGCUACACGGCACACAUGGCCACCCAUGAGCAGAAGAGCCUUUCUGAGCAGCAGCCUGAUGAGUCUGUUGAGAACCAGCCAAACGAUACUGAAAUAAGUCUUGUCAGUGUGAAUAGCUCUGAGGAAGGAAUGGAUCCAGUGACUGUGAGGCGGGAAGAAGCUGAGAUGGAGCUGCUCAGUGAAGAUGAGAUGGAAGUUCUGUCUGGGAAUUCAGUGGAUCCAUCAACAGUCGAAGGUGUGGAGUCUGAAAAUGUGGUUGUGGAAAAGAAACUUAAUCAUGAAAAAGAGUGAGGAAAGCUUUGGCACACAAUGAGAUCUCCGUCUAAACAAUAUAUAUAUUUUUUUUUUAGGC
Sinocyclocheilus grahami is the source of this 1111-nucleotide messenger RNA. RefSeq names its product histone-lysine N-methyltransferase PRDM9-like. The transcript has a single exon. Bases 1 to 1050 code for a protein of 349 amino acids. Gene Ontology annotation, cellular component: nucleus. NCBI's taxonomy places the organism in Eukaryota, Metazoa, Chordata, Actinopteri, Cypriniformes, Cyprinidae. Gene Ontology annotation, biological process: regulation of transcription by RNA polymerase II. The record is from RefSeq and is a predicted model, not a curated record. Gene Ontology annotation, molecular function: DNA-binding transcription factor activity, RNA polymerase II-specific.